This is a messenger RNA of Etheostoma spectabile (orangethroat darter), 1173 nucleotides long. Its product is annotated as transmembrane emp24 domain-containing protein 6. The transcript has 4 exons. Bases 3 to 1118 code for a protein of 371 amino acids. The record is from RefSeq and is a predicted model, not a curated record. NCBI's taxonomy places the organism in Eukaryota, Metazoa, Chordata, Actinopteri, Perciformes, Percidae.
AAAUGAUUAAUGAAUCAUGCACUAAUAUUCCUCUUCACAUGCAGCCGUGUAAAUUAGACUUUUCCACCGCUUCCGGACUUUUUAUUUGUGCUUUUCCAUGCAAAUGUCCGGCUUCUUCUUGUUUGAUUAUCAUCGGACUGAGAGUGUAUUUGGCCCUGUGUGGUCAGGCUUUUUUAUUCCUUCUUUUACUCCUCCUGCAGGGUGACCAGUUAUUUAUCUCAGAUCUGAGUGACUGCAUCUGUAACAGCCGCCCAGUUUUCCCACUGACGGAGGCAACGUGUUGGUGCCAGUUAAUCAUUUCUUGGUCUCUCCACACAGACUCUACCUACACCUUUUCAUUACGAGAAGAGCUCUCUGUGUGUUCAGACAUGUUGUUUAGGAUUUUCUGCUUGUUUCUUGUCCUUGGGUUCUGGGGUCCGGUUCACGGCGGGCCCCUGACAAACCCCCACCCCAACAUAACAGACCAGCAGCUGUUCUGGGGCUCCGACCAGUACGACUUCUCUGUGGUGCUUCCUGCUGCAGGGCUCGAGUGUUUCUGGCACUUUGCUCACCACGGAGAGAGAUUCUACCUGAGCUUCAUGGUCCAGUGGGUGAUGGGAGUCGGCCAUGACAGACACCUGUCUGUCACCGUCAACGCUCCCAGCAAUCUCUUAGUGUCAACCGUCGAUGACGCCAAGGGUCAGAUCAACUUUGAGGCCAAGGAAACAGGUUUCUAUCAGAUGUGUUUCAGCAACUUCCACAACCGCUUCGGCACCAUGCAGGUCUUCCUCAGCUUCGGCGUUUACUACGACGGCUACCAGGACCCCGCCAAGCGACAGGAUGAAGAGAAGAAGAAGAAAGAGGAGGCCGGCAAAGACCUGAACAACACGCUGAGCGUCAUAGAGCAUACGACUCACAAAGUGGAGUACUACGUCUUCCACAUGUUUCGCUACUACAACUUUGGCCGCAUGAGGAGCAGCGCCGACCACUUCCUGCUGCUGUCCAACUCGCGGUACAUCACCUGGUGGUCGGUCGCUCUCAGCCUCCUCAUCGUCACCUGCGGCUACCUGCAGCUCCUCUUCCUCAAAAGACUCUUCAUCACCAGGGCCAGCGCCGAGGAGGAGAAGCCUCGCUGCUGACACAGCGGUGUGAAUAAGCUGUGAUUUCUUCCUGUUGUUUGUGUUUGUGUACCUG